GUGGUGGUGGUAGUACUGAGACACAGCCCGGUUCACCCCAUUACCCCUGUAACUGAUACCAGCCUUUGCGACCGUCAGUAUGUACAUAAUGCCUUAAUAAACCCCAGUUAGAGGGCGUCCAGCGAUCCCGCGCUCAGAUAAUGCUAAGCGCGGACCCUAAACAAACUUAUUGACGUGUGGCAUUUGACAAGGAUACAUUACACGGCCCGGAUACGCGGAAAAAACGAAUGAAAAACUGAAGAUGGACAGAUACGACUGGCCUUUUGUUUGGGUGCCCUCGCAUAACCUGGACCUUAUUCUCUGUUUGUUGGCUUCCACCACAUCACACGCAGCGAGGGACUUACUGUGGCGGGGUAGACACUGCAUAGGAAAUAUAUUAUACUUGUUACUUCCCCCACAGCACACGCAGCAAGGGACUUAUUGUGGUGGGGAAGAUAUUUCACAGGGAAGAUUCUGUAUAGGCGUGUGCAAGGGACAGUGACGGCGGUGAGUGUGCGAAUGAAAUGGAGAUGUGUAUGAAAUAGUCUGUACUAAGUCUUACUAGAUAAAUUUAAUAAAUCAAUCAACGCCGCAGGUAAUUGUGAAAAGUAUGAACACGAUGAAAGACAAAUUCACGGCCAAAAAAUAAAGGAAAAUAAAUUAAGAUCGCACAACUACAAAAGAAAAAAUAAAUGACUGCAGAUAAUAAAGAGUAUGAGCAUUGAAUGAAAUAGCGAUUCAUAAUAACUAAAAAUACAAGGAACAUCGCAGGUGUAAUGGAAAGAAACACAUACGUAUAUAUUAUGGACUAGAAAAAGAGGUUCAAAUAUAUAUCACUAUAAGAAAAAGACUAUAGCAAAGAGAUAACGAAUUCAACGUCACCUCAACAAUCGAGCUGUUAUCAAGUGAACUACGCACAACACGAUAUAAAGCAAAGCACCUGAAUUUAAAAGAAGGAAAACCCACAAACACAGAAUCGUUAAAAAAAAAAAGAGGAAACAAUGUAAUAACAAUAUCAAGAAAACACAAGUAAACAAAGAGCAGGAAAAACUAUGCAGUGGAUAAUAAUAAUGGAAAGUAAAAUAACUUGAUUGUCAAGAUGAACUAACGAGAUAAAAACAAAAAUACUGAAGAUCUCGCCAAGGAGUAAAAAAGUAGAAAAAUAAAGCGAGAAAAACAACCACCAUGGAAGCGAACACUAAAAUAAUAACAACAAUAACAACAACAACAACAACAACAACACAACGCUGCAUAACGAAUGGAAACAUGAAACGUGGCAAAAACAUGACUCGGACUGAAACAAGAAUUAGCAAAAACAACUGAAAUACAAAAACAAUAACCGCAUAUCACACCACAAAAAGAAGAAAAAAGUGAAAAAACAGUGUACUACGAUUUAAAGGAAAAAAAAUCAAUAAAAAGCGAAAGAAACGAAGAAACAAGAUAGAUGGUGAGAAUUAGACCACGCAGAAGAGCGGGACGGAACGAAGGAGGGAGACAGCAGUAGGAGAGGCAUCAGAAAUAAAGAAGGAAGGAAGGCAGGAAGGCGGGGGGAGCUGGAUACAUCGGCAGCAGCAGGGUGGGCGGCUCCUGAGCACGGCGAGGGAGCGCGGGCGUGACGGUGGAGGCGUUGGUCGGCGAGGAUGGCUGGCGUGAUGUACCAGGGUUAUGCCUCAUACCUGCAGGCCUACCAGCGCCACUCCAAUCCCUACUGCCCCUCCAAUCCCCUCGCCCUCAACCACUAUGAUAAGAAAUACCGGCUGCAGGACGCGGGCGGCGGGGGCGCGGGCUCCUCUCAGCCACCGACGCCCGAUCUCCAGACGCAGCAACAACAGCAGCAGCAGCAACAGUUCGCCGCAGCUGUUGCGUCCACAAGUACCUCCACAGCGCCUCUACCGCAGACUCCAGUAGGGGCGGCAGUGUCAGGAACAGCAGCCGCGCCUCCUGCUCCUGUUCCCCCCACCGCUGCCACUGCUUCCGCCGCUGCAGCUGUGACCCAUGGCGGCGUGUGCUCCUCACCCGUGGUGUCACAGCAGCAGCAGCAGCAGCAGACACCGCAGCAACAAGCUGUCUCACAUGCAAUCAAGACAGACGAAAAGGGCGAGCCGCAACACGCCGACGCCCACUACAUCUCCGCCAAUUGCGUGGUGUUAACUUACUUUAGCGGUGACCUCGCGACGGCCGUGGACGAGCACUUCUCCCGAGCCCUCACCCAGUCCUUCAGCAAGACUAGCAAGGACCCUUGCCCGAUGUCCCAGAGGAACCUCCCCGCCUCCUUCUGGAACAGCCACUACCACGCCGGGGUGUCUGGCUACGGCGGCGCGGGGGGCUCCGUGGCACUGGCAGGGCAUGAAGGCCUGUACCCAGACUACUCCAGCCUACACGGCCUACACCAGGGUGAUCCGUGGGCCUACAACUUCACGGCGGCGGGGCAGUACCCCCACCACCGCUCCAUGGCGGACUUCACUUACAUGCCCUCCUCCUCUAGGUACCCCCACAACUACUCCUCCCUGUUGAUGGGUCGCGCGCCGCGGCUGCCCCAAUGCGUGGUGGGGAAGGCUGACCCCUGGACCUCCGCGCCGCGCCUCCACGACGAGAUGACCUUUGACCCCGCCGCCGCCUACACCCACCACUUCUCCUCCAUGUCAGGCCUGGAGGGCGCCGGGGCCUCGCAGGAAGGCAGCAAGGACCUCUACUGGUUCUAGUCUCAGGACCUGCCUCACCCCGUGCAUCACCCCUCACCACCCGGAGACAACGAUGAAGGCGCAGUGACCAGUGAGCGGUGCCGAGACACAGCGAGAUGAUCCCUUGGCAAGUCUGUGACGCCUGGAUGCUGUGGCUGCGUCCCCACAGAGUGCUCAGCUCAACAGAAACAGUAGCGCUGUGACACGGGACUAAAUGAUACGACGUAAACUGUGUGAUUAAAAAGACUGCUAGUGAUUUGCGUCAGAAAACAGAUGACACUGCGGCCAAAGCCAUUCAUUGUGUUUUGACUCUAACACUUGUGCAGCGCGGAAGACUUGCACUGAUUCUGAAGCAACAGUGAUCCAUGACAGUAAAAUUACGACAAAAUAUUACAGUGUUAGAAAAUAGUGAUUAUAUUAGUUUAAAGGUGCAAGUAUGCUGACGGCGCCGGCACAAUUAGCAGUGCAUUAAAGCUCUCGACGUAAACAGGACGCAUUUUCAAGAGCCGGUAAAGUGUAUAGCGGAGAGACGGGUUUUUGAGAACAGUUUUACAACAGUAGUGUUGUGAUGCCAUCGAAAGGACUGAAACUUUGAAGAUUACUUGUACAGAAAUUUUUUUUUAAAUAAAUAAAAUACUGAAAAACAACUUUAACAUUCGGAAGAAAUAAGACUCGAGGAAUGAAAAUGUAAACAAAAAGACGGCGACGCACAGAAGAACCCAAUGAAAUCCAAACACAGGAACGGACGUGAUAGUGACGGUCAAGAGUGAAGACGAUGGUGAUGACAACAGUAGCAAUGUUCAUGAGACUACAACACCUCAAGCUAUAUUAUUUGAAGUCACUGUUAUGGUGUGUGCAAAAGAUAGAAAAAUUAAACAGUGCGUCGUGUACAAACUCAUAACUCACAUGGGUAAUAAGACACAAUCUCGUAAGUACGCGAGCCGCUGACAUAGUGACUGUGAACUGUGUGAAAAUAGUUCUGGAAAAGUAUUACAUAGUGACGGCGAAGACUGAAAAACACGAAGCGAGACGAGGAAACUGCACAAAGAAAAAACCGCAUCGAAAACCCGGUGACAGAAAAAACUCCACCUUCAUAUACCUAUGAAAUAUAUAAAAAAUAAAAAUAAAUAAAUAAAUAAAUACCUAUGACGAAAAAAAGAAACGGGACGAGAAAACUGUGUAAAAAAAAAAAAUUACUGUACUAAAAUACCUAGGACAGAAAGGAAAAAUCCACCUUCAUACACCAUUGACAAAGAAAAAAAAAUCAUAGUAAGAAAAUACCAUAAAAUACCUAUGAUGUUGAGAUACCACUGAUAGAAAACAAAUAACCCUUAUACACCUACAACACAAUAAACCAGAAAUGGAUAGACCCCCUUAAAUUAAAUACAUACGAUAUUAAGAAAACCCCUUAAAAUGCCUACACUGAAAAAUACACAAAUGAAAGAACGCACACAAUGAUACAGAACCGCCGCUUGUGUAACGCGUGGCGGAAAACCAGGAGCGGAAACCAUCACGUGUGAGCGCCACGCAUUAUCACGAUGUAGGACAGUGCGCGGAAAUGUAUGGAGGAUUCGACUUGCGCCACUUUAGUAUGGAAAUUAUGUGAAAGUGGAGAUAGAAAUGUAAAUGUUUCUUUCUCUCUCUCUCUCUCUCUCUCUCUCUCUCUCUCUCUCUCUCUCUCUCUCUC
This is a messenger RNA of Scylla paramamosain (green mud crab), 4347 nucleotides long. RefSeq names its product transcription cofactor vestigial-like protein 2. Gene Ontology annotation, cellular component: nucleus. Gene Ontology annotation, biological process: regulation of transcription by RNA polymerase II. The transcript is spliced from 6 exons. NCBI's taxonomy places the organism in Eukaryota, Metazoa, Arthropoda, Malacostraca, Decapoda, Portunidae. The record is from RefSeq and is a predicted model, not a curated record. Bases 1620 to 2681 code for a protein of 353 amino acids.